Penaeus vannamei (Pacific white shrimp) is the source of this 1009-nucleotide messenger RNA. RefSeq names its product exosome component 1 Csl4 (gene Csl4). Gene Ontology annotation, cellular component: cytoplasm; nuclear exosome (RNase complex). Gene Ontology annotation, biological process: RNA processing. Gene Ontology annotation, molecular function: RNA binding. The record is from RefSeq and is a predicted model, not a curated record. Lineage: Eukaryota; Metazoa; Arthropoda; Malacostraca; Decapoda; Penaeidae.
AAGUGCGAGCCUAGACAAUGCUUCCGGACUAAAGCUGUGUUCGAUUGCACGUGUUCAUCAAAAACAAACGGACAAACGUUUGCGGCAAAUCCUUAGUCAAAUCCAGAAAACAUUUAGCACCCAGCAGGAAACAGAACCAUUUAAAAGAGAGAGGAGAAAUGAACACGUCUUCGUAAAUACAACGAGAAAUCAAAAUCGUUUUUACCUGAAUACAUAUCAAGUUCUGGGCUUCGGAUAAUAAGUCUAGAAGAUGAAGGAAGGAAAUGGACACAUCGUUACCCUUCCUGGCCAGAGAAUAUGCGAGGCAACGAGUAGUCAUGUGGCAGGGGAAGGAACUUAUAUAUUCAACAAGUACAUCUACGCAUCGCAGGCUGGAAGAGUGAUUGUGGAGCCAAGGGGGGGUCUGCAGGUGGUGAAGGUGUCUUUGGGACUCCAAGGGACAUUAAUGCCAGAGGUUGGAAGUAUUGUCACAUGCCGAGUCCUAACGGUGAAUCCAAACCAGGCCUCCGUAUCAAUUCUCUGUGUGGGAUUCCAUCUGCUGCAUACUCCAGUGUCAGGAACAGUCAGGAAACAGAAUGUUCGCGAUCAUCAAAUAGACUUGGUGGAGAUGUACAACUGUUUUAGACCCAAUGACAUUAUCCUGGCAACUGUACUUUCUCUCGGUGAUGUAAGAAAUUAUGAACUAUCAACUGCUGGCACAGAACUAGGGGUUGUCACAGCCUAUUGCGAAGAAGGACAUCCUCUUGUUCCAGCCUCGUGGACACGAAUGAAGUGUAAAUGUCGUUCUGAAUCAAGAAAAGUGGCAAAAGUUGUUCCACCGAAAAACAAUUAAAGUAUUUUUGUUAUUGCUAUUUUAUAUUACUUCAGAAAUAAUUUUGUAUUUUUUUUUUGAGGGAAACAUUCUGAAUUAGGAAAUAUUUGAGGUGAUUAAUUAUUAUUAUUUUUUAUUAAAGACAAUUGAAAGCUAAUAUGUAUACCCCCAGCUGAUAAAUAAAGAUUUCCAUCUGUG